Molecule: messenger RNA, 909 nt
Organism: Cryptococcus deneoformans JEC21
Lineage: Eukaryota; Fungi; Basidiomycota; Tremellomycetes; Tremellales; Cryptococcaceae
Exons: 3
Coding region: 466-813 (115 amino acids)
Source: RefSeq, a predicted model, not a curated record
CUCCUUUCUCACCGUCUGCAGGACUCAUAUUGGCCAACUGCAUGCAUAUUUUUAUAUCAAUCGGUAGCUACGGGGUGUCCGAGUCGGAUAGUUCAUUGCAAAAAAAUUGUUCAGAGGGUGCAUAUCUACCACAUAUAGUGGCCUUCUUUCCAUAGUUCCCAGCCCGCCGCAUAGAAAUGUAUAUAGGUCCAUAGUAGCUUGGUAUCGACCUGCUUUCCUCUGACUCUGGUUAGACAAGAGUUAAACGUUGGUACCAGUCCUAUAAACCCAUUAUUCAACAGGGAGGAAAUAGGAAGAGCGACUGCUAAGUCAGGGGAUACCAUUCCAACAUGUUUCGCAGCCAGGCCCCCCAAUUUUGUUGAAUCCAGACAAUGAUGUACAGCUGACAGAUGGUCUUUCUGGAUCCAAUAUCUUGCCCCUGUAUUGCUGGAGGGUCUCGUACCUUCCCUGUACUACAAACAUAUCAUGCAGUUCUCCGACCUGGUGCGUGAAUGCUUGGAGUUCGAGUAUUCCAGAGAUAGGCUAUCCGGUCUGACGAUCUUCAGACCGGAUCAGGUGAAUGAUGAUCUUUGGAAGAAGAUUCUGGAGGAUGUCCGCCGAAGCGCUGUUCGAACCUUCGGUGACAAAGUGGAUAAGGAGACAUGGAAAUGGACAGGCUAUGAGGAGCGUGUGCUCGUCAUGGGUCUUGUUGCCGACAAGCAUAUCGACAUCUUUGGUGCUGCCCGCUGUAACAGCAAGUGGCCUAUACGGUCACUGGGCAUGCAGUACCUUAAAAAUAAGGCCCAAACUGCUAGGAAGAAGAGAAGCUCGUGAUCUUCCUCCUAGCGGAUGUCUCGAUUGCGUUUUUGUAUAUUGUACUUUAAUAAUUCUAUUUUUUGUAUUUUUAUGAUUCGAUGCAUGUAAUUCGAC